CACAAGGGGCGGGCCUAGCAGUUGCGGUCGGAACUUACAGACGGGGUAAGGCUGGGGUGUGAGGAGUGUCGAUGCGUGGUACAGCUUCCCUAAAUGUUUAUGAUCAUCAAAAGUUGGUGACUAGCUUAUACAGGCCUGUCGCUAAUCGGGUAUCACAGCCCAUUGCCGUGGAUGACUUCGUAGAGCAAUCGCACCGCCCAUUCAACGUGGUUUGACAAUACUAAUCAGCCAGUAGGGUAGUGACUUUUGUACGGCACGGCUUUAGCCAAUUACAGAGCCGGAUUACCAGCACCUACAGCCCCAGACCGUGUUUAUGUAAUGGGAUUCCUUUUCUUUUCUUCUCCCGUACGAGAGGAGGGACAGGAUUUGCUAUAAAUGUGCCUGUAUCGAGCCGAGCGAUCCACACAGUGAAGGCUUUGACAAUCUUUUAAGUUGAGCUAGUGGGGAGCACUUUAGGUCCUCUCCCUGAAUGGAAGAGCACUGUUCUCGGACCGCGAUGAAGGGACGAGCCACAAAGGACUGAGAACAAUUCACAGUAUCUCCUAGAUCAAUAACCCAAAGGGGUAUGCGUGCGUGACCACUACGGAACCGGUUGGUCUUCUGUUCGAUAUUCAGCCGCUCUCUCACAUGGACUAAUUACACCUUGCAUCGAUCCGCACGGCCACAUUGCGUGCCAACUUUCUACAGUGAGCACAAAAGACAGCAUUUAGUAUUCAACAACCAGAUAUAACGCAGCGUGUACAUGUUUGUGUGCAGUAAUCAUCCCCUGCCUUCCACGCAAGCAAGGUAAACUUUUAACUUAGUUCAAGUACCGUCCAUAAGUAGAGAUGUCGAAUUCCGGUAAGACGUUACCGGGCCCUCGCGGACUGCCCCUCCUGGGGAAUAUUCUGGACCUGGGCGAGGCGUCGCACGUCAGCCUCAGCCAGCUGGCCCAAAAGUACGGCGAUGUCUAUCAGAUACGGAUCGGCAGCCGGCCGGUGGUGGUGCUGAACGGCAUGGAGACCAUCAAGCAGGCGCUGGUCAAACAGUCCGUGGACUUCGCAGGCCGGCCUGAUUUCAUGUCCUCGCAGUCCAUGAAGGAAAUCAAUGGCGGCAGCAUGACUUUCUCCGACUACAGCCCCGCCUGGAAAGUGCAUCGUAAGAUCGCCGAGACGGCCCUGAGGCAUUUCACCUCGGGCCAGCAGUCCCAGUCGGUGCAGGACAAAGUUUUGUUCGAAGUUCAGGAACUCAUCAACACCUGGACCAAUAACAACGUGGGCAGCACCGUGGUCGACCCCUCCAUCGUGCUCAAACUCUCCGUCAGUAACAUCAUGUGUUCCUACAUCUUCAGCAGACGGCACAAGUUGGACGACCCGAGAUUGACGGAAUUCUCGGCUAUGAGCGACGAUUUCGGUGCCGCAGCUUCCAGCGGCAACACCUUGGACUUCAUGCCGUGGUUGAAGUACCUGCCCACCAAGACCAUGCAGAAUUUCCGGAGACUGCUGCUGAACUUCAAAGAUUGGUUCGGCGGGUACAUCAACCAGCACAACGAGGCUUACCAGGAGGACUCCGAGAAAGACAUCUUAGACUACCUGAUCACCGUGGGGAAUAAGAUGGAGACCGAGGAACUCAAGCAGCUGAAUCUGACCCGUGAGAUUUUGCAGACGACCGUGUAUGACCUCUUCGGUGCCGGGUUCGACACCGUAUCGGCCGUCCUCACGUGGGCCGUUCUCCUCAUGAUCUUACACCCGGACAUCCAGAGGGACAUACAGGAGGAGAUCGACGAAGUGAUCGGUACGGACAGGUCACCUCAACUCUCCGAUCGCGGUAAGUUGCCGCUGACCGAAGCUUGCCUGCAUGAGGUGCUCCGUUACUCCAGCGUGGUACCCUUCACCAUCCCGCACAGCACCACACGGGACACCCAGUUAAACGGCUACCAGAUCCCUAAAGACACCGUCAUCUUCGUCAACCUACACUCCAUCAAUCAGGACCCCAAGUUGUGGACCGAGCCGCAGGAGUUCAACCCCCGGCGGUUCCUCGCCGCCGACGGUCGCUUAGACCCGGAAAAGACCGCAAGCGUACUGCCGUUCGGCGCGGGACGGCGACGGUGCCUGGGCUCGGAGCUGGGCAGGAUCGAGAUGUUCCUGUACUUCACCUCGCUGCUGCAAAAGUGCACGCUGGAGAUUCCCAACGGAGAGCGGCCCAGCACCGCUUGCGUUCCCGGUCUGGCACAGCGUCCCUUACCCUUCCAGAUGAGGAUCAAAUUUCGAGAAAAAUGACCCUUGAAUCGCGAAGAAAGGAGUAUUCCCUCAUCCUUGAGUAAUAACGAUGAAUAACGAAUAUCCUCAUGUAGUAAAUGUACCUCAUUUCCAUGGAUUAUACAUUCAAGAAGACUAUCAAAAGAAACUCUGAGCAAUACCAAAAAUGAGACAUUGAAUUAACCUGUUCUAUGCAUUCCUGAAAAUAUUAAUUGAAGAAAUGCAUAUUGUUGAUUGUUGCUUUAAUACAUUUUAGUUUGUAAAUUGCCAAUUUUAAAGAAUAUUUCCACCAUGUUUUGUUAGGUAUCAUUAACAUUUAUAUAUAAGAAAACAUCCAUAUAUACGCCAAAUCCUAUUAUUAAACAAGGUGUGUGCAAAUAAGAGCAGCUGCAGACGGCCAGAAAAAAAGGAUAAAAGAUUGAAAAAUAUAAUGCAAGAAAAUUUAAAAUUCAAAUAAUUGAGAAUUGCUUUUUACUCACCCGUCACGUGAAAGAAAGACUGAAGUUGCAUUUAAGGUGCUGUAUACUUUAUUUAUAUACAUGUAAUUUGUUUACUUUUAGGUGAUCAUUAUGAUAACAGAAGUUGUUUGCCUAUAAUUUUCUGAGAUGAAAAUUGCUACGGUUUUGCGAAAUGCUAUACAGAUGAGUCGCAAUUUGAGUACAUUUCAUCGUAGUUUGAUUUAAUGGGAAUAAAAAUCUGGUCGUCUCUUGCUCAGAAAAGUUUUCAUAACGUUAUUUCGUGAAACUUGAAGUGGAUUUUCAAAAACUGUCUGUCAAAAGUUUGCCUCGUUGUUCACUAUUUUUUUUUGUAAUUUGGAAUGUUUUCAGACACCAAAUAUUGUAAAAAAUUGUACAGUCAUCCUGAAAUAUUCGAAAGGUGUAAAUUACUAAGUGUAUUAUAAUUUAAAAAAAAGAAGAGUUUAGACAUUAUUUACUGGUCGAUAUUAUCACGAAAAUGUGCACCAAAUAUGUUAAUUCCUGAUAUAGUUAUCGGUUUAUUCUAAUUAUGUAAGCCUUUGUUUCAAUAACCAUGUGAUCUAUCUAUUAAAAAUAUAACGUAGUAACGAUCGCUAA
This is a messenger RNA of Patiria miniata (bat star), 3310 nucleotides long. RefSeq names its product cytochrome P450 1A1-like. Bases 828 to 2258 code for a protein of 476 amino acids. Gene Ontology annotation, biological process: hormone biosynthetic process; progesterone metabolic process. NCBI's taxonomy places the organism in Eukaryota, Metazoa, Echinodermata, Asteroidea, Valvatida, Asterinidae. The transcript has a single exon. The record is from RefSeq and is a predicted model, not a curated record. Gene Ontology annotation, molecular function: steroid 17-alpha-monooxygenase activity; iron ion binding; heme binding.